Leguminivora glycinivorella is the source of this 5674-nucleotide messenger RNA. RefSeq names its product transient receptor potential-gamma protein-like. Lineage: Eukaryota; Metazoa; Arthropoda; Insecta; Lepidoptera; Tortricidae. Gene Ontology annotation, biological process: calcium ion transmembrane transport; manganese ion transport; regulation of cytosolic calcium ion concentration. Gene Ontology annotation, molecular function: store-operated calcium channel activity; protein binding; inositol 1,4,5 trisphosphate binding. The record is from RefSeq and is a predicted model, not a curated record. Gene Ontology annotation, cellular component: cation channel complex; membrane.
CCGGUCGCUCGUCCCGCGCCGCCCGAGACCCACGCCGCGAGCCCCGACGGCGCCCCGCGGUCAGUGCCGACACCCGCACUCCCGCGCACACAAACCCUCGCUCACCUCUCACGCCACGCCGUGCUUUAUAUCUAAUUGGACGGGGCGCACUCGAAACAAGUUCCUAAAGGUUUUUAACAAGUUUUUCACUUGGAAGUCUUAUUUAUUAGUAUUCGAGAACUUUUAUUGCCGGAAGUUUAUAAGGAUUUAUAGGAGUGCGCCACUAACAAGUGGUCUAAUACCUGCGCGGAGACAGCACUCGCUCGCGACAGAGACGUUUAAAGCGGAGGCAAAGCAUGGGUCCCUCGUUGUGGAUCGGCUGAGCCCGGGCCGGGGGCCGGCGGCGCGCUGGAGGCGCUGCGGCGGCACUCGCGGCAGAUCGCCGCCAGGCGCGUGCGCAGAGUGCAGUUCACGGAACGGGAACGAGAUGGCGCUCGCGGAGAUGGCGCAGAAAGCGGCGGGUCGGAGAUGUCGGGCGGCAGCGGCGGCGGGGCGGAUCCGGCGGCCGUCCACCUGCCGCGUCGAGAUGGGCAACCUGCUGGCGCCCGAGCCGCGGCCGCUCGACAAUAAGGUCAAGCGGCACAGUAUCCACGGGAUGACAGAGGAGGAGAACGUGGUGCGUCCGCACCAGGAGAUGGCAGUGCUGUCGCUGGACGAGAAGAAGUACCUCCUCGGGGUCGAGCGGGGUGACGUGGCGGGGACAAGGCGUGUCCUGCUGCGUGCGAGAGAGACGCAGCAUAUCAACGUGGACUGCGUGGAUCCUCUGGGAAGGUCCGCGCUCCUGAUGGCCAUCGACAAUGAGAACCUGGAGAUGGUGGAACUACUUCUGGAGUUCGGUGUGGAGACGCGAGACGCGCUGCUGCACGCCAUCUCCGAGGAGUUUGUGGAGGCUGUUGAAGCUCUGUUGGACCACGAGGAGCGCUGCACCAAACCUGGGGAGCUGCACAGUUGGGAAGCACUUCCCCCGGAGACGGCAACCUUCACGCCGGACAUCACGCCGCUUAUCCUGGCGGCGCACCGCGACAGCUACGAGAUCAUCAAGCUGCUGCUGGACCGCGGCGCCGCGCUGCCCGUGCCGCACGACGUGCGCUGCGGCUGCGACGAGUGCGUGCUCGCGCGGCGCGAGGACUCGCUGCGACACUCCCGGUCUAGGAUUAAUGCGUAUCGCGCGCUGGCCUCACCGAGUCUCAUCGUUCUGUCGUCUAAAGACCCGAUAUUGACGGCUUUCGCUGAGCUGUCGUGGGAGCUAGCUGAGUUCAAGACUGAAUAUCAGGAGCUGCGCGCCCAAUGCCAGGAGUUCGCGACGGCGCUUCUGGACCACACGCGCACUUCACACGAGCUGCAAGUGCUGCUGAACCACGAGACGGGAGCCGCUACACCGCCGCUCGCAGAGCCUGGUGCGCCGGAACGGAUGCGGCUCUCGCGCCUCAAACUGGCCAUCAAGUUGCGACAGAAGAAGUUUGUAGCGCACCCGAACGUGCAACAGCUGCUAGCUUCAAUCUGGUACGAGAGCGUGCCCGGCUUCCGUCGUAAGAACAUGCUGCUGCAAGCGCUGGAGAUGGCUCGCAUCGGCGCCAUGUUUCCUCUGCACGCGCUGGCGUACUUGGCGGCACCACACUCGGCACCCGGCCGCACACUGCGCAAGCCCUUCAUCAAGUUCCUGUGCCACUCGGCCAGUUACUUCAUGUUCCUGUUUUUACUAAUCCUGGCGUCUCAGCGUAUCGAGACAGCGACAAUGGGGAUAGGAUGGGAUCGCACCACACAAGGCCAGCCGCCGGUGUCCCGUAGAGGAGCACCGCCCUCCCUCGUGGAAUGGCUCAUCCUCGCCUGGGUCAGCGGCUUGAUCUGGAGCGAGGUGAAGCAGCUCUGGGACAUGGGGCUGCGCGAGUACGUGCACGAUAUGUGGAACGUCAUCGACUUCGUCACCAACUCGCUGUAUGUCGCCACUGUUGCGCUCAGGAUCGUGUCGCACUUUCAGGUGCGCCGCGAGAUGGCACAGGGUCUUCAAUGGAACCAGCCCCGCGAGAAAUGGGACGCCUGGGACCCCAUGCUCCUCUCCGAGGGUCUGUUCUCCGCGGCCAACAUCUUCAGCAGCCUCAAGUUGGUGUACAUAUUCAGCGUCAACCCGCACCUGGGGCCACUGCAGGUGUCCUUGAGCCGUAUGGUUCUGGAUAUUCUGAAAUUCUUCGUGCUCGAUAUACUGGUCAUCUUUGCUUUUUCGUGCGGUCUGAACCAGCUGCUGUGGUAUUACGCGGACAUGGAGAAGAAGCGAUGUGUGCCGACCCCGAGCAGCGCCAACGGUACCAUCCCGGAUCCCGAUGCUUGCAUCGUGUGGCGGCGGUUUGCUAAUUUAUUCGAAACGAUGCAGACCCUGUUCUGGGCGGCGUUCGGGCUGGUAGACCUGGACUCGUUCGAGCUGGACGGCAUCAAGAUCUUCACGCGCUUCUGGGGCAUGCUGAUGUUCGGCACGUACGCCGUCAUCAACGUCAUCGUGCUGCUGAAUUUGCUUAUUGCUAUGAUGAAUCACUCCUACCAACUCAUCUCGGAACGCGCGGACGUGGAGUGGAAGUUCGCGCGCAGCAAGCUGUGGAUCAGCUACUUCGAGGAGGGAGGCACGGUGCCGCCGCCGUUCAACGUGGUGCCAUCUCCCAAGUCGCUGGUGUACGCGUGGCGUUGGCUGCAGCGUCGCAUGUGCGGACACGCGCGGGCCAAGCGGGAGCAUAUGCGGACCAUCAGGAGAAAAGCCAAGCAAGCCAACGAACGCGAUUUCCGGUAUCAGGCGAUAAUGCGCAACCUCGUCCGUCGCUACGUGACCGUGCAGCAGCGGCGCGCCGAGUGCGGCGGCGUGACCGAGGACGACGUGAACGAGAUCAAACAGGACGUGUCCGCGUUCCGCUGCGAGCUGGUCGAGAUCCUGCGCAACUCCGGCAUGAAUACCUCCACCGCCAACGCGGGUGCGCCCGGUGGGGGCGGCGGCAAGAAGAACCGGCAGAAGGAGCGUCGGCUCAUGAAGGGCUUCAACAUCACGGCGCCGGGCGGGUCGCUGGCGCCCGUGGAUGAGUUCCUGGCGUCACUGCAUCACGAGCACGGGCCGCACUCGCAGCUGUCGCAGCUGCUGGGCGGGCGGCUGCGCGCGUCGCAGUCGAGCCUGAGCGACGCGGCGCCGGCGCCCGGGCGCCGCAAGCCGCCGCACAAGCGCCGCUGGGGCACCAUCAUCGAGGCGGCGCGCGCGGCCCGAGUCUCCAGGCUCAUCGGCCGCUCGCGCUCCGAGGACUCCGUCUGCGACCACAAUCGACAGUCGCCCAGUGGCAGCGAGCGGUCAGAGUCGGGCAGUGACUCGCAACGCAGCGAGCGACGCGCGGGCCCGCUGCAUCCGCUCACCGCUUUAGCGGCGCUCAAGCGGAAGCGGAAGAAGUUCUCCGACUCGAGGAGACAGGCGGAGGAACGGGAUCGUCCGACGGCAGAAGCGUUGCAGCGGGCGAGUUCAGUGCCGGCGCGCAAGCCGCCGACGCCGCCGCCGGAGCGAGCGCCGCCGCCGCCGCCCGCCGACGCCGCUGCACGAGGCGGCUCGCGUGAGCCGCUGCUCGCCAGCCUCGAUGACGACGCUAAUAAGCAGGAGCAGUGCGGCUGCGCCGAGCCGUCGACGCGCGCGCCGCGGCCGAGCGGCGGCGGCGCGGCGUGCGGGCGCUGCGCCGCGCUCGCCAAGCUGGCCGGCGUCACGCCGCUGCACGGGCAUGCCCCGCACCACUCCGCCGGGUGGCUCUAACGCGACCGACAUAGCCUAAGAGAUGAUGAAGAGUAGUCUACACGUCGAACCCGGUCCGCGACCGACAUAGCUUAAGAGUCAGCAACGGCCAAAGAUGGAAAACGAUGGAAGGAAUUCGGCCGGCAAAAAGAAAGUGGGAAGCCUCAAAUCGGAAACCCUGACGUAGCCCAUUCGACUGCGGGCUCUUUGUAAAUGUGUGACGUUAUUCGUGUUAUGUACAUGUGCGGAAAAAGAACAAUCGGGAAAUGUUCAUGGGAUUCAGUAAGUUCUAGACUCUUCUCCUUCCGCACAAAAUCCUUAGUUGGGCUAAUUUUAGAUGUCGCGUGAUGUCAAAGAAAGACGAUAAAGUUUUGGUUUAGUAGUUGACUGCAUUGAGCGAGUAGCAAUCAUCUAUUUUUUACUUUAACCUUCCGUCCGUUUGAUGGUUAUCUAAUUGCCACGACCCGUACAAAAUGUACAAAAAAAAGUCGUGGCUAUUAGAAGCAAAAUAUCAAUUUUGAACCUCUGGAUAUUUACUUGCGCCUCAGCAAAGAAGUACGGAGGUCGAAAACCUCGAGCACAAAAUACUUAAGUAUCCUUAAUUUAUUAAAGAACGAUCUGUUCAUGACAUUAUCAAACGUAUUGUUAAUCAAAUUCAGUAGAAGAGUCAUAAGGUAAAUUACAGGUUAUUUUAUAAUACAUAUUAAUUAGUUACAUGUGUUAUGAAAAUUUACCAACUGGAAUAUUACUGAAAUAUUUUCGAAAUGAAGCUAAAGGUAAAAACACAAAAAAUAAAAGUCUAAAAAUAAAACAUGUACCUACAAGGUAGGUACGAAAUGCAUCGCCUAUUUGUAAAAAGAAAAUAUGUAGUCAAAAGACAGUGAAAAGAAAACACCAGUAGAGAAAGUUACUCCUUAUUUUCUACGCAAACUUAAUCAUAAGGCUACUGGCUAACUACUAAUCGUAUAUACUUACUUAGAAUAAUCUUUCUAACAACUAGAGCCCAAUCCUUACUGGUCGCUAAAAACAGACACGGAAUGAAACCACAACGAUAAUAGUAUUUAAAUAGAUAAUUAAAAUGACCAAUAAGUAAUAUUUUCUAGAGUCACCCCAGAAUCCAGAACGAAAACAGCAAUACAAGAGGCCUAAACAUAACGAAGUAGAUUUAUCAUAUCGCAAGCCUCAUCGCCGGGAAUCAAAUCGUUAGUAAAAGGAAAAACACUAAUGCAUAAGUCGCUAUUUAGAUCCCGGCUGAGAGGUUGGAAGGAUUAGUCAUAAAUUAAAUGUAAAUAGUUAUUAGGUAGAGAAAGUGAAUCGAGCUAUGCACAGCGAGAAUUUAAAGCAAACUGUAAAAUGGAGCCUGAUAUAAUUGAGUGAGUCUGGUCGUACAGUCAACCAAUUGGAACUCUAGGCAAACAACCAUGUCAAAAUGACAAGCAGUAAUAGAUUUCUUACAAUCUGAUUUAUAACGUCAGUAUGACAUAGCCCUACAGUGGCCGAACGUUCCAAUUGGUUGACUAAUGACUAAUACGUCUCUUACAGAUCUCAGGUCAAAUGUUUCUAGUUUGCUUGGUCUCGUGAAUUGAGAUGACCGUCCAUAUUGCAGGACUCGCCCAAGGCUCGUCUUUGUGCCCAGUGUGGACGUUGCCUCGCGGCACACACAAUACUCAUAAGCGUUUAAACUUUACAACAUAGCCUUAGAAACUUUCCUUAACUUUAACCAUGACAUUACCUAAUAUCAAACACCAAUUAGGAUAAGUAGGUACAAAUGAAAUUUUAACUUAGUUAAUGAAAUAAAUAUAGGCAACUAUUUAUUUAUAUACCUGAGCAAUUCCCGAAAAGUUUGUACAUUUGGAUCACGUCUCCGAUUUUGAUAAAAAUUGGUAGGCU